Opisthocomus hoazin is the source of this 789-nucleotide messenger RNA. NCBI's taxonomy places the organism in Eukaryota, Metazoa, Chordata, Aves, Opisthocomiformes, Opisthocomidae. The record is from RefSeq and is a predicted model, not a curated record.
AUGGAAGCAAGAGCAUCAAAAGCUGCCCUGAUCAAUAUUGUCUCUAGUUAUAAGCUCAGAAUUCCCUUCGAUGGCGGGCUGCGCUGCCUGUGCUGGAAGAUACUCCUGAACUACCUCCCUUUAGAGAAAGCCUUAUGGAGCUCUUUGCUGAAGAAGCAGAGGGAUCUGUAUUCCCAGUUCCUAAAGGAAAUGAUUAUCCAGCCUGGGAUUGCCAAAGCCAACCUAGGUGUUUCGAGGGAAGAUGUGACCUUAGAAGAUCAUCCUCUCAAUCCAAACCCAGACAGCCGAUGGAACACUUACUUCAAGGAUAAUGAAGUGCUUCUCCAGAUAGACAAAGAUGUCAGGAGGCUGUACCCUGACAUGGCAUUCUUCCAGCGCCCAACGGACUACCCCUGCCUUUUAAUCCUGGAUCCCCAAAAUGAGUUUGAGACGCUGCGCAAGCGGGUGGAGCAGACCACGCUCAAGUCACAGACGGUGGCACGAAACCGCAGCGGGGUUACAAAUCAAGAGCAGAACAUCAAACCCCAGUUCUUUGCCUUCCGCUGGCUGACGCUGCUCUUGUCCCAAGAGUUCCUGCUGCCAGACGUCAUCCGGAUCUGGGACUCCCUCUUUGCUGAUGAUAAGCGCUUUGACUUUCUUCUGCUCGUCUGUUGUGCCAUGUUGACACUAAUCCGGGAUCAGUUGCUGGAAGGAGACUUCACUCUGAACAUGAGGCUGCUGCAGGAUUAUCCUAUCUCUGAUGUUCAUCUUAUUUUGAAGAAGGCAAAGGAACUUCAAGAUUCCAAAUAG